CUGAGCUGCUGCCCCCGGCGGUCACCGCGGCGCUGCCGCCGCCUCCCGCCCGGCUCCGGGGCCCCGCCAUGGAGUAAGGCCCCCUCCCGCGGCCGGACGGGGGCCCCCGCCGCGCCUCGAUGGCUCUGGUAACGGUGCAGCGCUCGCCUACCCCCAGCGCCACCUCCAGCCCCUGCGCCUCGGAGGCGGACAGCGGGGAGGAAGAGUGCCGGUCCCAGCCCAGAAGCAUCAGCGAAAGCUUCCUCACUGUGAAAGGUGCGGCUCUCUUCCUGCCCCGAGGAAAUGGGUCCUCUACCCCCAGAAUCAACAACAGGCGCAACAAGCAUGCAGGGGAUCUCCAGCAGCACCUGCAGGCCAUGUUCAUCCUGCUCCGCCCAGAAGACAACAUUCGACUGGCAGUAAGACUGGAAAGUACGUACCAGAACCGCACUAGAUACAUGGUGGUCGUUUCAACCAAUGGCAGACAAGACACUGAGGAAAGCAUUGUCCUAGGAAUGGAUUUCUCUUCCAAUGACAGUAGCACUUGCACAAUGGGCUUGGUGCUGCCCCUGUGGAGCGAUACCCUUAUUCACUUGGAUGGGGACGGAGGGUUCAGCGUAUCAACGGACAACAGGGUCCAUGUGUUCAAGCCAGUGUCCGUUCAAGCAAUGUGGUCUGCCCUGCAGAGUUUACACAAGGCCUGCGAGGUGGCCCGAAGUCACAACUACUACCCAGGGAGCCUCUUCCUCACGUGGGUCAGUUACUAUGAGAGCCACAUCAACUCCGACCAGUCUUCAGUCAACGAAUGGAACGCCAUGCAGGACGUGCAGUCGCACCGCCCCGACUCCCCCGCCCUCUUCACGGACGUCCCCACGGAGCGUGAGCGCACAGAGCGGUUAAUUAAAACCAAGUUAAGGGAGAUCAUGAUGCAGAAAGACUUGGAGAACAUCACGUCCAAAGAGAUCCGCACGGAGCUGGAGAUGCAGAUGGUGUGCAACCUGCGGGAGUUCAAGGAGUUCAUUGACAAUGAAAUGAUCGUGAUUCUUGGGCAGAUGGACAGUCCCACGCAGAUAUUUGACCAUGUCUUUCUGGGUUCUGAGUGGAAUGCCUCCAAUUUGGAAGAUUUACAGAACAGAGGGGUGCGGUACAUUCUGAAUGUGACUCGAGAAAUAGAUAACUUCUUCCCAGGCGUCUUUGAGUACCAUAACAUCCGGGUGUACGACGAGGAGGCUACAGAUCUGCUGGCGUAUUGGAAUGACACUUACAAAUUCAUCUCCAAAGCCAAGAAGAACGGGUCGAAAUGCCUGGUGCACUGCAAGAUGGGAGUCAGCCGGUCGGCCUCCACGGUGAUCGCGUAUGCCAUGAAGGAGUACGGCUGGAACCUGGACCGAGCCUAUGACCACGUGAAGGAACGGCGCACGGUCACCAAGCCCAACCCAAGCUUCAUGAGGCAGCUGGAGGAGUACCAAGGGAUUCUGCUGGCGAGCAAACAGCGGCAUAACAAGCUGUGGCGGUCGCACUCGGACAGCGACCUCUCGGAGCACCACCAGCCCAUCUGCAAACCCGGGAUGGAGCUGAACAAAAAGGAGAUCACCACUUCUGCAGAGCAGCUCUCCGAGCCCAUGGCAAACGACAACCACCAGCCUGCGUCUCCCGUCUUCUCAAUGGGGCCGCACGUGGACCGUCUGCUCCAGCAGGACACGGACGUGAUCGAGGAGCUGGGUGCCAAAGAGAGGAGGAUCCGUUUGGAGUUCACAGCCAGAGACUUCCGCGCCGAAAAAAUAGAGGACGAACUGAACCUGAACAACAUCAACGGGUGUCCGGCAGGGUGCUGCUUGGAUGAGUCAGAAUUUCCCCUGGAUAAUUGCCAUUCUUCUGAGGCCUUGAUGCAACUUGAAGAGCCUUUGGAGAUGGCCACAGCGUUCCCUGAUUUGACCGUGGAUGAUCUAGAGACAGAUGCCCUUAAAACUGACCUGAACGUGCAUUUGGUACCCAUGGAGGAAUUCACGGCUUGUUUAAAAGACCUUCCCAGGUCGCCUGAUCAGAAUUCCCCAAGCCCACAGCUCAGUUCCCAGCCUGAAACCACAGACAGGAUUGAUUUCCUCAGUGCCCUAGAGAAGUUUGAGGAGCUGUCCCAAGAGAGCCGGUCUCACGCCUGUUCUCACUCCAAGAUGGACGAGCAGGGAAGCGGAAGGAACGGGGUCUCCAAGAUGUCUGUGCUGGAGGUGCUGCCAGCAGAGACUGCUGUCAAUACCCAGAGAAAUAACUCUGCGGGCAACUCCCCUGCAGCACCAGAAGAGUCUUCCACAGAUGAGGAACAACCAAAGGACAUCUCUGAACUGAGCACCAUGGGCCCUCUCACAAGAUCCCACUCGGAAAAUGCAAUCUCUGUGAAAGAAAUCAUAACUGAAAUUGAAUCCAUCAACCAGGGCGUAGGACCGUGCCAGCAGAAGAUGGAGGGCUCAGCCAACCAUGCCCAAGCACCGAAGAGGAAUACAGUCCAUGAGUUGUCUGUAGAGGUGGUCUGGGCAUCUGAAAAUAAACCUGGGAAGGCUGAGCAGAGCGAAGGAGCUUGCAUUGCACAGCAGGAAACGGCAAAAGACUUUCCAAAACCAGACCAGGAAGGUGCUCCCACCUUCCAACCAUCUACCUGCAUGUCAGAUGUGGAAGAAAGAGAUCCCGCAGAAGGCCAGCAGGAGCCUCGAGUGCAGGGUCUGAACCCUGGGUCGAAGUGGUGUCCGGGAUCUGUUAAACGUGCCACCUUGGAAUUUGAGGAACGCUUGAGACAGGAACAAGAGCACCAGCACGUUCCCCCCACGUGCCUGCUACCUACUCGCAAGAAUUCCAAGACUGAUUCUGCAGCUGCCGAGCUCGUGCCAAAGGGAAGGACUGAGGAGCCGUCGCGGGAGCUGGAUCCCGCCCGUAGAGAGAAUGAGAGCGACAAGGCUAGGGCAAAGAGCCCAGCAGCCGAGGGUGCAUUGCCUCAUGGCCCUGAACUGCCGGCUGACCCGCAGCUGUCCCCACCACUCGCCCCUUGCCUUGUGCAGCCGGCUCAGGAGUCGCCGCUGGCAGAGCCUGGUGCUGAGCAGGAAGUGCUCAGGACGGUGGUGUCGUUGGAUGGCUCUGGGGAGCCAGCCCUGCCCUGUCACCUCCCCAAGAGGAUAGAAAUUAUCGAGUACACCCCCAUGGGCACGCCCCCUGACCUCCAUGAGCGUGACAGCAGCUGUGAGCAGGCCACGCUGGAGAACACUGCCGUGUUGCUUCCAGUCGAUGAAAAUUUGAACCCUUCAGUGUGCGCAGAGACGGCACCUGUACAUCCAGACGCUCUGCCUUUGCAUAACCCUUUGGUACUAGAGCACAGGGAGAUCGGGCGGGCUACCUUCACCCUGGGCAGCCCCGAGGAAGAGUACGGUGCGGCACUGAUUAACCUCGAUACCUCUUCAUUCGUUGGCCAGGUGACGCGCUCGCCUUCAGAGGGCCUGGAUGACCUUUGGCACCAACGCGUCGUUCACCUGGAGGGCAUUACGGAGCACAGCACAAGCACGGACGAUGAGCCAGUGGCACCGAGCAGCCUCUCAAGGAACGGGCAUGUCCUGUGCGGGGCAAGUGACAGUGCCUUGAUGGAGCUGAGCAACGAGGACUUGCAUUUCAUCAGUGACAGCACUGAAGCCAUGGAUGUCUCUUUCCUCCCCUGCGGCCUCCCCCACAGCUCCAACAGCCCCAGCAUCAAAGACCUGAGUGAGACUCCCAGCUCAGUGAAGCAGCGUGCGAAGGAACUUGAGGCCCGGGUACGGCAAGCUGGGCUUACCACGCCGUCCCAGAUGAAACGCUCGGCAUCCUUAGCCAAGCUGGGCUGCCUGGAACUCUCUCAAGAUGACUUAACCAAGAGGGAGUCGGCCUCUUCCCAUGCCAGCCUGACCUGUCCUGACUUGCUGCCCGCCUCCCCGAGGACUGGUCAAGGCAAGCGUGGGGCAUUGGCCGAGCACGGCUUGGAAGGCCCACCUGAAAAGCCUUGUGCCUCCUCUCCCCUUAUUUGCCAGGAUCCAAAACCCACCAAGCAUUUUGUAGAGCAGCUUAAAACAACUGAGUGCAUUGCCCAGAGCCAGCCGGUGGAGAGGCCGCCCGUGCAGUAUGCCAAAGAGUUCUGCUCAGCUCCGCAGAGUGUGUGUCCCAGCGCAGAUCCUAGAUUGACUAGCUUGGAAGAGGGUCUUCCGCUGCUACAGACGCAGGUACUAGACUCUUGGCUCCCGGUUCCAAGCCUGGCUGGAGCACCUAGACAUCAACACGGUAGAACUCACCCUCUGAGGAGACUAAAAAAGGCUAACGACAAAAAGCGGACAAGCAAUCCGUUCUAUAAUACCAUGUGAUCCUGAGCCCUCAGCUGUGACUUCUUUUUAAACAAAACCCAUGUUGUUGUGUUCAUACAAGGGGCAGGUGUAAUAUGUAAGGAACAUGCACUUUAUUCGUUAAUUUUAUAUAUUUUGUCAUUUUACUGUUCCUGGCGCAUGUAGGUUUGGGUUGUAUUUUGUGUGGGACGCUGACUGCAAAACCAUUUGUUAUUUUUUUAAUUAUUUUUAACUCAAAUAACCUCAAAUAUUCUUUGUUUUCAAAGAACACCUUUCAUAAGUGACCAUUGCUGUUGGCAGUUGGCUCAUCUCUGUGUGGUGAAAUCGUGAGGGUUAGGUUAGAUUGGAACCAAGGCACAAAUAACUUGAAGACACACACACACAAAUUGGUGCUAGCUGGGGCACUUACCGGAGUGGCAGCUGGUGUAAAUAUGAAGGUUGUGCCAAGAUUUGUUCGUGGCUUUUUUUUGAUCCGCUUCGAGCUAACUGGAACUCCACAACAGUGACAAAUGGCUUCUGAAACUGCCUCAGUGCAAACCCGUCGGGUUGGCUUGUGCCUGUAGCCCAAAGGCAGCUGAUGGCUGGGCUGCACUUUUCAGUCUCUCGCUGUGGCUCCAACUUUGGAAUGCAAACUUGCCCAAAGUUGCAUGGUUUGUUUCCAGGGAGUGGCUCCAAUGUGACUUCCCUCCUCCCCCCCCCAAUGCAUAAAGUGUCAUGACCAGUGGGGUUAGAAACUUCAAACAGCAACCCCUCCCAGAACCAGCCUCUCCUCUGCUCCGAACCUGGGGCUGCCAAAUUCAUUUGAAUUUCAUAAUCUAAAAGAACCCAUUUUAACAGCAGCAAUUGGGGGGAAAACUGACGUGUGUUCUUUUAAAACAAACAAUUCUAUAGGGUUUUAACCCUUUCGUUACUUGAAUACUGCUGUGGGCCUUCUGAGUUAAUGGCCAUAUCAUCUGUUCACCUUUCUCUCCCCCACCCAGAGCUGUUUUUUCUAGUGCUGCCCGAGUGAUUCUCCCCACACUCACAUACACACUCAGCUGGCUCUCAGACCCGAAGGCUGAUGUAAUUGUUACAUGUUUCCCCUCGCUCUGCUCUCACCUUAACACUUAACCUGGAGCAAUGAUUUGUCUGGAAGUUCCCUUUCCCCCCUCAGUUGUGUACAUACAGUAUUUAUCUAGAUAACUUUUGUUAUUUCUUACAUUGUUUUCUUGAAAGGACAAGACUGCAUUCUGUAAACUGGAAAACAAACCCCCCCCGACUCCAACUGAGUGGUGUUCAUUGGCCUCUGCCCGAAUGCUUGAGUGGGUUUCCUUUUGUAAGCUGUCUUCCCUCCCAGCAAGUGAGAACCCGUUGCCCGCUUCUGCCAAAUGUCUCCAUCCUCCUUAAGUCUUGCGAGAGCCCCUGUUGCAGGACGUUCCCCUCUUCCACUGCAGAAUGGCGGGAUGGUAUUUCAGAGCCUCUCCGAGGUUCAGCCGGUUUUGCUCGAGAGUGAGCACAGGGCAGGGCUCAGCUGGCCCUUGGCGGCUGGUUUCCAGUGGUGCACUGCAGCACCUUUCACAAAUGUCCCCUCUAGCGAAUUCCAGCUCAUUUGAGCACCGACUCGCCGUCCUGCAGUGCUGGUGCUAGGGCCCCAGGGGACUUUUGGUGGGGCCUGGCAUUUUGUUAACCGCGCUGGCUACGCAUCCUGCCAGAACCAAAGUAACUAGCAAACCCCCUGGCGUUCUUAGCAGCUGCUCGUUGCAAUGGGGCUGAGCCCUGGCCAGGGCGGCGUUACAGGAUCGACGGUGCUGUGUGCACAUCGGUUUUGAGGGUGAGGUGAAACGGGCAAUGCCCGACUCAGACAGUGCUGCGCAGUCACUGAGAGCAGAGCCCAGUUGGGUCCUGCCAGGACUCGCGGCUGGAGCAACGUCCAGCGGGGCCGGUUCUGAGCGCCAGAGUUAAUCACGUAGCAGCAGUGACUGUCCUGAGGAUCCCAGAACUUGCGAGGGGCCGUGGCUGAAACACUGGCCCAGGCAGACCGUGGGCUGUGGAGCACUGGGAAGGGGCUGGGGCUGCUCUGUGAGGAGGACAAUGGAAGUGCCUUGUUUGCCAUCCAGCACUGGGCUUUGUGGAGUGCAAACGUACAGAGCUGCCUUAGCCAGCGCGGGCACGCGGCCUGCCAACAAACCCACAGUUGGCUUGCAGGAAGAGUCCCCGCGGGAGGACGGAAAGGGGGAUUGAAGAGACGUAGGGGCUCAGGAAUCUUGCCGCAGGACUCUGCUUCUUCACAGAGCUGGCACCUGCUCCUUCCCCGUGUUCUGUGGGAGUGCUGGGCACCCAUGGCUCGAGCGUCGCACGGCUAUUCUGGCUGGACCACAUGAAGCCGUCGGCCUGUUCGCAGCACCGGGAUGCUAGGCCAGAAUCCGCUCACCCAUUGCUCUAGCCCAGCCCGGCUCUGGCAUGCCUGAGUGAGCAGUGACUUCCCCACCCGCUGCUGGCUUAUGGCUGGAGGGUGAGAUCUGGGAGCCUGUCAUGGUUACAGCGUGGCUUGGCCAAGACGCCCCAGGUGAUCAGUCUGGGAACUGACGCAGGUGCUGUCCUGGCUGAGAGGAUGCAGCAGCAUGCCCAGUCCCCUCCGCCGCUGUGGGGGCUUGUGACAAAUGUUUAAAGAACCAUGAAGGGAUUUCUGUACAAAGCCGCCAUUCUGCUGAUCACUUGCAAAGCUCUUGGAGGAUACACUGUUUACAUUGUGCCCCUGACUCCUGGACAAUAUCUCUGCCCCUGAGCUCCGGCUGUACUGUCAAUUGCCUGCCGUGCGAGCCUUGCACGGAGGGUGCCAUGGGGUUCGGUCCUCCCGGAUCGUGUGUGCGCGUGCGUGAAACGUGAACUGGUCUGUUGCACUCAUUGAUGCGUACGUAGCUUUCUUUGAGCCGAUCAAGAAAAUGUGUAAAAAAUCCCCUUCUGCUCAGUCGUGGCCUAUUCCAAAUGCACAUCCGAAUGCCGAGGUCAGCCCUGGGUCUGGUUCCCUGCUUCAUUUCAGCAGGGUGGGAUUUAGCUCCGUGUUGCUCCUGGCACACCUCAGGCUUCCCUCCAGACGACAGCCGAGGUCAGGACGUGGGUUUUAAACCGGUACACGCUUGUCUAGAGCCUGAGCUCCCCCCCCCCCCCAUGCACAUGCCCAGGGGCAGUAACAACGCCCCCAGCCUGUCGUUUCAGCUUCCUUGCGGUGCACAGCCUGUCUGGGAGUGGGGUGCAUGUCACUUCCCCCUAUGGUGAGUGACCCAGCUCAACAGAGUGCCACAUCCCUCUCCCGAAGGAAGACCUGCAGGAGCCUGCCUGGUGCGGGAGACAGGAGGGGGGCCGAGGCUUAACCCCUCACAGCUGGCAGAGGUCCCCCCACACACACGCUGGGAGGCUGGUGCUGGGCCGGAGGCUAGAGCUCAGCCCACGCACACCUAGAUCCUUGCUUGGCUCUGACCCACGUGCCGGUGCCUUUUGGGGUUGGUUUUUUCCCUACAACUGUGACUUCCGUGCAUUGGUUUGUAGGAACUGUUCUUGCUCCAGAAUUCACAGCCAGGCAGGCUCCCUCGCAGGGGCCCUGCAGCACCUGUUCCAGAGACAGCUGGAAACGGAGUUCCGGACUGGGGGGGGGCACUUCAUCUUGUACCCUCCCCUGAUCUUCCACCGCCACUGGGAUGUUCCCACUGGUCCCAGACUCGUACCCACGUGCUUGGCUGUUUGGAAAUGUGAACUCGUGCACUGAUGUGCACAUCCAAUGUUCUUGUUACUGAAUAAAUUUUUAUUUUGAGAUGAA
Messenger RNA from Malaclemys terrapin pileata, 8118 nucleotides. It is a transcript of the gene SSH2, whose product is annotated as slingshot protein phosphatase 2. Gene Ontology annotation, biological process: actin cytoskeleton organization; negative regulation of actin filament polymerization; protein dephosphorylation. Gene Ontology annotation, molecular function: actin binding; protein tyrosine/serine/threonine phosphatase activity. The record is from RefSeq and is a predicted model, not a curated record. Lineage: Eukaryota; Metazoa; Chordata; Testudines; Emydidae. The transcript has 15 exons. The coding region runs from base 120 to 4346 and encodes 1408 amino acids. Gene Ontology annotation, cellular component: cytoplasm.